Molecule: messenger RNA, 411 nt
Organism: Tricharina praecox
Lineage: Eukaryota; Fungi; Ascomycota; Pezizomycetes; Pezizales; Pyronemataceae
Exons: 1
Source: RefSeq, a predicted model, not a curated record
GUCGAGCCCAUCUUCCAAACCUUGAAACGGCGGUUCCGCAUCCUUCGAGCUCCGCAGGAGUAUACGUACGCUACGCAAGUCAAGCUGGUCUUUGCGCUUACUGCCCUGCACAAUUUCAUACGAAUAAACAACGACAAGAGUGAACUGGAUCGAUGGCGGAGAAGUACUAGCGUGGAAAUGGAAGUGGAAAUACAUGAUGGAGAAAGUUCGCAGGAAAAUGCAGAAACGGAUACUGCUAGUGUAGAGGAGGAAACUGAAGCGGUAGAAGGGAACGGCGGAAGACAAAUGGCUGAAUUGAGGGAUCAGAUAGCGGAGGAAAUGUGGCGAGAUUAUACAGGUGAGGGAAGACUUAAGAGGAAAAGGAACCUGACGGGCAAGGGGCGGGAAGGACACAAGAAAGUAUGUAGUUGA